CGCCCUCUACCGAAAGUAUUAAAUAAUUUCACUAUUCAUGGAUUGUGGCCCAAAAAUUUUCCUAACAUAGAACCGAAUUGUACAUCAAAAGAACAAUUUAAUAUUACAAAAUUACAGAGACUACGAGACGAUCUAGACAAACUGUGGCCAAGUUUGAAAGACUACAGCAAACCAGUCUCAUUUUGGAAACACGAAUUUGACAAACAUGGUAAGUGCGUAAAUGAGGAUCCCCUAAUGAAAGAUCAGUACGAUUACUUUAAAUUUGGCAUUGAUCUCAUGAAAAAUCUGCACCUGCUAGAAAAUCUAGAAAAAAAUGGGAUCGCACCAAAUGCUUCCGCACAAUAUGAAACAACCAAAUUACAGGAUGUAAUGAAGAAAGUGUACGGUCAUAAUGCUACUGUACAGUGCGCAAGUAAAAAGGGACAGAAAGGUGUGCAACGCUUGGAAGAGGUUUGGCUGUGCUUGAAUCCGAAACAUAAUUUCACUGACUGCCCACCAAUUGGCCAUUGUUCAGAUAAUUUUACCUUUCCUACAUUUACACAAGUGGAUUGUAAUAGUUCAAAAUAAGAUGAAAAAUAAUAAGAAUAAAUAAUGUUUACUGUUUCUGUUAUUUAAUAUUUGUGAACUAUACAUUUGGUGAGGGUAAUUUAGUUGGAUGUUUGAUAGUGAAUAAUCACACAAUACUCAGAAUGCGACCCACAAACAACGAUUGAUAGAUCCCACAAGUUGUUCGCAUCACAUUGGAAGACGAAAUGAUGGCAGUUUUUGUUUAACUUCAAAAGUAUUGGAAAUGUAAAUUAAAUCAAUCUAAUUGGUUGGCUUCUAUUCAUGCACACAAAAAUGCCAUUGAUCACCGUACGACAAAUGAUUUACUAAUAAAAUAGCAAACACCAGUAAGUUUAUUCAAUACAGUUGGUAUAUCUUUAGCCAUCAUGACUGCAAAGCGUUAUGACAUCUGUUUACUUGACAGUCACAGACAACAAUCUGUUAAUCACUUAAUUGUUCCAAGUUAGAUGUUGU
Schistosoma haematobium is the source of this 1020-nucleotide messenger RNA. RefSeq names its product Ribonuclease T2. Gene Ontology annotation, biological process: RNA catabolic process. Gene Ontology annotation, molecular function: ribonuclease T2 activity; RNA binding. Gene Ontology annotation, cellular component: extracellular region. The record is from RefSeq and is a predicted model, not a curated record. The annotation marks the transcript as partial. The transcript has 7 exons. Lineage: Eukaryota; Metazoa; Platyhelminthes; Trematoda; Strigeidida; Schistosomatidae.